Molecule: messenger RNA, 615 nt
Organism: Enterobius vermicularis (human pinworm)
Lineage: Eukaryota; Metazoa; Nematoda; Chromadorea; Rhabditida; Oxyuridae
Source: the annotation of a GenBank genome assembly
AUGAUAAGCAUAGAGAAUCUGACAUUCACAAAAUCCAAUGAGCACCAGAGGAACAUCAGUGACAGAGUGCAUAAUCUGGGCAGUAUUAACGAAGUGAAGGAGUUCCGGAAAUUGGACAUGACAGUUUUUCAGCAUCACACCGUAGAGCACCCAAAAGAAAGCAAAAGCUCAUCUUCUGAUCAUUACGACGAAAAAUAUAUAUCGCUUAACUGUGUCUGGUUCCUUUAUUUAAUUUUCGGCGCUGAACUGGUUCCACAGGCAGCUGCACAAGCAUUUAUAUGUGAUGUUGGUCUAGAACUUUUUUUUUGCCAUGGAUCGAUCGCUGAUUUGAACCAGAUGACAAACAUUAGUCCCUCCGUCGGAAACCAGAUUGAAGCUCGACUUUCUGCCGAUGAUUUUGAUGCAGUAUCCUAUGUACGUGAAUGUCUUCAAGAAGUUAAGAGCGGCGAUGAAGUGAAACAUCUUCGAGCGUUGCGUUCAAAGUUAAAUGCACUCAAUAAUGCUUCUUCUGAUUCAAUAAGGAAAAACAUUUUUCAGAACUACCACCAGUUUAUAGAAACAUUUAUGUGUAAACGCGGCUGCCUAACUUUAAUUUUCAGAGUUCUAAGCUCAUGA